UCACCACUUGGGCAUCUUGGCUGCGCCGUGUGCCUGGACUCAUUUGCCAUGCUAUGCAGUGCAGUGCAGCGUGGCAGUCGCCGCAGCACAGCACAUGCGCCGGCGUUGCAUGGGAUCCCUUCACUUGGUAGCUUAUCACGUGUCGUCCUCCUCUCUCCACCUUUGCCAACUUCACUACACUACAGUACAUCCACCACCAUACACUUCACGCCUAACCUUUGCCACGAUAUCAACAACACAGCCAGGGACACCCUUCCCGCAAUGGGCGCCAUGGCAUACAAACGAGAGCAGAGAUGUCUCCGGCUCAUGCCCGAGUUUCACAAAGCUCAAAUGCGUAUUGCCUCGGAACUUAAUGCACUGGAGCUAUGAGCUGGCAGCUUUGCGAAUGACUCGGUCGAGUCAAUCCCGCGAUCGACAUGGGACGUGGCAUUCACCAGACAGAGUCUGCACUUACGGAGACUCUAGUGAGAUGUAUUACAUCAACGCCGACAAUCAAGGACAAAGGCCGACACGAGGCUUCGUUCCUGGUGAAGGAAGCUCGACAUUCGAGAGGUCUCGGACACGCUGCAAUUUAUCGACGGAGCUCCUUUUGAAUAAUAUGGUGCGGUAUUCAGUGCCAGUUCUCAGCCUCGGUUGACUCUGAAAUGGUGCUUAAGAAUCACAGCUCCACCAUCUUUCAUUGCGCCUUGUUAUAUGUCUACCGGCCGACUCUCAAACAGCAAGACUCAAAGACCAGGAGGAUAAUAAUACCUUCCCCACUUGAUGAAGAAGGCGCCGGCGACAUUCUAGGCCGCACAGCAA
This is a messenger RNA of Colletotrichum navitas, 801 nucleotides long. RefSeq lists its product as uncharacterized. NCBI's taxonomy places the organism in Eukaryota, Fungi, Ascomycota, Sordariomycetes, Glomerellales, Glomerellaceae. The record is from RefSeq and is a predicted model, not a curated record. Bases 95 to 637 code for a protein of 180 amino acids. The transcript has a single exon.